AUGGCGGAAGUCAACCUCACCCGCUUCCAGCCUGCCACGUUCCACCUCACUGGCUUCCCAGGCCUGGAGCAGUUCCACCCGUGGAUCUCCGUCCCUUUUUGCGCUCUGUACUUCACCUCCAUUCUCGGGAACGGCACGAUCCUCCUCAUCGUCCGGCGGGACCGCCACUUGCACGAGCCCAUGUAUUUCUUCCUGUGCAUGCUGUCCUUGAACGACUUGGGCGUCUCCCUCUCCACCCUCCCCACCGUGCUGCCCCUCUUCUGCUUCAGCGUCCACGAGGUGGCCUUCGAUGCCUGUCUGGCCCAGAUGUUCUUCAUCCAUUCCUUCUCCUUCAUGGAAUCCGGGAUCCUGCUGGCCAUGUCUUUUGACCGCUUCGUGGCCAUCUGCAACCCGCUGCGCUACUCGACCAUGCUGACCCGCCCUCGCAUUGCCAGGAUCGGCCUGGCCAUCGUCCUCAAGAGCACCGUCAUGCUCUUCCCCUUCCCCUUCCUCAUCAAGCGCCUGCCCAUCUGCCGCUCCAACGUCCUCUCCCACGCCUACUGCCUCCAUCCGGACAUGAUGCGGCUGGCCUGCGCGGACAUCACCAUCAACAACGUCUACGGAUUCUUCGUGGUUCUCUUCACGUACGGCCUGGACUCCGCCUUCAUUAUUUUGUCCUACAUCAUGAUUCUAAAAGCUGUCUUGAAUAUCGCGUCCCGGGAGCAACGCCGCAAGGCCCUCAACACCUGCGUCUCCCACAUCUGUGCCGUCUUGAGUUUCUACGUCCCCAUCAUUGCUGUCUCCGUCCUGCACAGGUUUGGGAAAGAUGCUCCUCCAGCCGUGCACAUCAUGAUGUCCAACGUCUACCUGUUUGUCCCUCCAUUGCUGAACCCCAUCAUCUACAGCGUCAAAACCAAGGAGAUCCGGAAGGGGAUCUUCAGAAUGUUUCAUUGA
Molecule: messenger RNA, 933 nt
Organism: Euleptes europaea (tarantolino)
Lineage: Eukaryota; Metazoa; Chordata; Lepidosauria; Squamata; Sphaerodactylidae
Product: olfactory receptor 51I1-like
Exons: 1
Coding region: 1-933 (310 amino acids)
Biological process (GO): G protein-coupled receptor signaling pathway
Cellular component (GO): membrane
Molecular function (GO): G protein-coupled receptor activity; olfactory receptor activity
Source: RefSeq, a predicted model, not a curated record